CAGCGUUCUCUCCUCUCAUUGGCUGAUCUCCUCAUGCUACGCUAAGAUCGGGAAAUGUGCUUAACUGAGGAUUAACUAACCUGUUGCCACCAACAUAUCCCUCGAAAUAGGCGUCUUCCUAUAAUAGUAAUUGAACUGAAGGUUUGUCGUGUGCACUGAUUAGUGACUGUUAUUGUUAGCGGGCUGUACCGGCCAGUUAACUUCAGCUAGCCUGUUAGCAUCAGUGUAUUAUGGAGGACUUUAUACCAAAACACUGGAAUGAAUCACGACCUGGAGCUUUCCUGUGGGUCCAGUGACAGAUGAAAGAUGCCCGUUGAGAUGAACAGGAGAGAUGGCUCAGUCAAUAGGAGGAUCUCAGGAGGAACACACUUACACACACACAGACAAAACGGACAGUUCUGCUGCUGACGGUCCUGACAACCAGCGUCCGGAUCAUGGACAGAGCAGGCCAAGUGACCUUUCAGAGAUACUUCCUGAGGAAUACAUAUCAAAUGGCAAAUAUGAUGCUUCCUGGUACCAGGGUCCGUUCACCAAAUCCCUGCAGAGGGCCGAGGCUCUGUUUCGCACGCGCUUGAACCCCAGCCUGAAGUGGCUCAUGGGGCAGAAGAGCAGAGACGGCAGCUGGGACUCGGAGAGCGAGAGCUGUUCCUCCAGGAGUGUCCAGCGCUUGGGUCCGGCGUUACAGAGCCUCGGCUCUCAGUGCCUCACGCUCCGCGACCCGGCGUCAGGAGCCCGUCCCUUCGGCUGCGUCACAAACCUCUCUCUCUCCUCGUGCCCUGAGGAGUUUCACCAUCACUCCCAGGCUUCAGCGUUCUCCCAGCAUUACUGCCAGCUUCAGCAGCUGAUGGAGCAGAGAUCCCAGCUGCUGUUCCUCAGCGAAUACGCCCGGAGAACACACCUAGCCUCUUGUUUUGUAACUCAACUAGGUUUGGUUUUAGAAAGGACUCGCCUCCUGUUAGCCGACAGAGGGCAACCGAACUCCACAUGGAGCCUAAGCCUUAAAGCUUUAUGUCUGGAAAUGCAGGUUCACGUAAACCAUUGGGAUCUUCUCAGGACUAAAGCUCGGACUGAUCGCGGUCUCCGGCGUGUGCUUUUCAUCCGAGUCGAAACGCUCGCGUCAAUGCGGCGAACGCUUAAUCUGUUAGGCUCACAGGCGGUGUGGCUGAUGGAGCAAUGCAUUCACACGGCUCUCCGCGCCCUCGCCGAAGCCCAGCCGGAUCGUGUGCCUCGAGACGCUUUAGUGGACCUGCUGUGUGCCGUCGAGCUCUUCAACCAGAUCCUGCAGGACAAGAGGAGCUCAGGGCUCGACUCCGGCGCCAGACCGUUCCCCGUCGAGCGGCUAAUGAUGAUUCUGGCCCGGAGUCAAGCGAAGAAAGCCGCCGAGCAACUCUACACAUGGUCUUCCCAGCAGAGUAACCUCAUACAUAUCGCAAACAACCCUCGGUGCGUAUCAUCACCCGCGAUACACACACACACCGAAGCCGCUGUUGACGAGGCGUCCCGAAAGCCCGUUCACAGCCUCUGGUCCUCGAACCUUCCCUUCGCCUCCUUCAUCUCUCGAGACCGAGAGUGUCUCGAUACUCUCUUUCAAGUCCUGGUGACGUCCACGAAUCUCCUAGCUCCGCAUAUUCCCAGGAAACCAGCGUUGGAUCUGGAGGACUCGAUGGUGAUCUGUCGCCGGGCCAGUGAAGGCGAGGAGAGGCCUCUGAGCCGACCCAGAAUGCCCUGCAGGACGAUCAGUGUGGACCUGGGCCGGAUGAAGCUCUUCUCUCACUAUAAAGACCUGCUGUGGAGGGAGUUCGGGGAAGCAGUCGCUCGACACUUCCACUGUCAGUCGUGCAGCUGCGCUCUGGGAAGCCUCAACCUGUGGAGCGACGAAACGCUGAUGCUUCUGGUGUCGUGGCUCAGGCAUGCGUGUGUGGAAGACCUUGUUCCAGAAGAAUGUAAAGAAAGUUUGAGCAGUUUCUGCUCUCAUGUGUUGUCUACUGCCGCCUUCUCACGCUGGGAUGAAAUGAUGUGUGUGUCGCUGGGCUCGGGACUGAAAGAGAAGUGUGUUCCUGCAGUAAAGCACGAGAGAUGUGUCGUGAGAACGGCCACUAUGGAUCUGAUCCUCCAGCUCUUCCCUCCUCUACACACCGUCCUCAAGCUCCUGCCCGGUGAGCGAGGGUCCAGGAGUCUCCGGGAGACUCACCUGGGGCUGUUGUGCAGGUCAGUCGUCACCGUCCAGGCCUCCACUCUCUGGGUCAUGAGCAAAGCAUACCAGUUUCUGGCCUCCUGGUCCCUUAGUAAGUUCCUGCUGGUCACACAAGGAGAUCUCAAGGAUCUGAAGGACUCAGUGGAGAGCCUGGUCCAGCUCGCUGCAGCCGUCGGCAGAGACUCAGACCAGCGUCUGGUAGUUCAGCACACAGCCUCACUCGCUCAGGCUCUCACACAUCUACAGGCUUUCUCGGAUCUCGUCCUGAGGACCUUUUCUAUGGACUGUAAGAAAAUGUCUGUGGAGAUCUUCCAGCAAACCAUGCCGUCAGCAAAACACUGGAGGAUCAGCCACAGAACGGAGCUUCCCAGCAGGCCGAGCGAGUACGCAGCGUGUGCGGCUCAGAGCGUGAUCGGGCAGGUGAUGGAGAGCAUUCAGACGCUCCCGGAUGAAGCCCGUGUGCCUGCCCUCGCCGAGGCCACCACCGCCUUCAUGGAGGCCUGGAUGGAGCACAUACUCACACAGAAGAUCAAGUUCAGCAUCCAGGGCGCUCUGCAGCUGAAGCAGGACUUCGACUCGAUCCGAGACCUGGUUCGCUCGGAGGAGUACCGUCUCUCGGAGGAGCUGCUCCAGAAGCUGCUGUCUCUGCGUGUGUUUCAUCAGGUGGACAGUGCGAUCGUGUGCCUGCUCCAGCAGCCCGUGGCCAAACCCUACCUGCCCUCCCGCAGCUGGGAGCCCUUCAGACACUGCUGCCCGAACAGCGCUCAGGUGAUGGAUCAGGCGGCAGGAGCUCUCCAUAAUCUGGAGAGCAUGGAUGUGCAGGCGGCGUGGCACCAGGCCCUGACCCGAGCCGAGAGCUCGCUGACCCCAGACCUGCUGACCCCCCCGCCCGAGUCCUGCGAGUCCUACCUGGCCUCGGCUCAGCAGGAGUGGCUGGACCUGCGGAUACACACCGGCUCCCGCUGGAAGCUGCCGGGCCUGCAGUGCUUCUCCAGAGCCGAGCCCUAGCCGGAGACGGGCCGCAUCCGCCUGCCAAUCACAUCAGACGGACUCACUAACAAACA
Messenger RNA from Rhinichthys klamathensis goyatoka, 3258 nucleotides. RefSeq names its product coiled-coil domain containing 142 (gene ccdc142). NCBI's taxonomy places the organism in Eukaryota, Metazoa, Chordata, Actinopteri, Cypriniformes, Leuciscidae. The coding region runs from base 332 to 3202 and encodes 956 amino acids. The transcript is spliced from 14 exons. The record is from RefSeq and is a predicted model, not a curated record.